Arachis ipaensis is the source of this 816-nucleotide messenger RNA. Its product is annotated as BON1-associated protein 2-like. Lineage: Eukaryota; Viridiplantae; Streptophyta; Magnoliopsida; Fabales; Fabaceae. The record is from RefSeq and is a predicted model, not a curated record.
CCCUUUCAUAUCAAACACACUUUCAUAAUCACAUAUAUCAAAGUACUAUACUCUAUAUAGUAGUGUUUGAAUUUGAUUAUUUUUAGAACAAGUAAAAGUUUACUUAUAAGUUAUAAGCCUUUUAAUUUUAUAUAUGGAAUCUAUUAGGCCAAGCACACUAGAGAUUAUGGUUAUAUCUGGCGAGAAUCUAUGCAUGAAUCAGAAUCCAGUGAAGGAAGCUUAUGUUGUGAUUCGAGCUGAGUCCCUCAAAUGUUGCACGACAAAGAUGGCGAAAUACGGUGGCGAAAACACUUCGAGCUUGCUCUCAUGGAAUGAGAAAUUCUUGAUGGACAUACCCCUGCAUGCAAGGUCCAUAACCUUUGAGGUGCAAUGCAAGAACUCAAACGGCGCCGUUAGAAGCGUUGGUGUGGCAAGGAUAGCCAUUUCCCAUUUUCUUGGAGAGAAGAAUAAUGUUAAUGGUAGCAAGGGAAUUUAUGAAUGCACCAUGCAGAAGAUGAUGAGUUAUAGGUUGAGGGAUUGGGAUGGACGGCGAAAUGGGGUUAUCAAUUUCUCGGUGAGGGUGGCAAAGCUGCCGGAGGAGGAUCCUUUAUUGGAAGCAAAAGCGGUGGUGCCGGCGCCGGCGAAGGGAAUUCCAGUGAGGAGUUGUGGAUUUGAGGGAAGGGUUUUGGGGUUUAAGGUGGAUGAGAGUAAUAAUUCAAAUGGGGUAGCUGUUGGCAUUCCACUUUGGUGGAGUUACCCUAGCAAUAUUUAAAGCUUUUUUUAGUUAUUUUCUUAAUUCUUUUGUGAUGGAGAGGAAAUUAAUAAUUAUUAUUACAA